AUGGCUCACUCACGGCCCGAGCGACGCCAAGAGGUCUCGCGCCCCGAUGAUCGACGGUCAGACAGACUGGUCUGCCACCGGCCCAUCACGGGCUUAGGCGAAUCCCCAAGCGGUCUUUACGAACGUGGCUGCGGAACAAGCACUCAGCGUGAAGAAGUCGCCAUGCCAGACCUGCCCACGGUAACGCUCGACACGACGCUCGCCGACCUCUACCGGCGCGCGUGUCCCAAGAGCGCCGACAAGCGCAUCGCCCAGGUGCUCUGCGGCAUCAACUCGUGCGCCGAGCUCAGCGCACACGUCCCCCGUAACGCCAAGUAUCUCUACCAAGACACCCCCUUCAAUACCGUGCCGCCGGACGAGUCCUGCAGAAGCCCCAAGGACAAGGAGCGGCGGCGGCGGCAGCAGCGGCAGCAGCAGCAGCUCGCCGUCAAGUACCUCUCGCUCAUCCCCCAGCGCGACGCCUUCAUCAGCGGCGACACCGCCGUCGUGCUCUUCCACAUCAACGAGACGGACAAGCAGAAGGCGCACGACAGGCGCGAGGCCGAGAGGACCAUCUCCGUGCUCGCCGAGGCGCAGCGGCCCGACCUGGUCUUCUGCGUCGGCCCGUCAGCGAUACCCGUCGAGGAGGCGGGCAUCGACGCGAUCGCGUACAAGCUCAUGCUCGACGGCCUCGAGGGCUACGACAACCUCAUCGUCCCGCCCGACACGCACUGGUUCCUCAACUCCAAGGCCGCGCUCGCGCGCUCCGGCCUCCCCACGCCCAAGGCCAAGAUCAUCGAGGUCGACGGCCUCGCGGACGAGGCCCGGCUGUGCUGCGCGCCGUGCGCCGGCGGCGACGCCGCCGAGUUCGUCAUCCCGCCCACGUGCGCGGGGUCGCGGGGGAAAUGGUUCGAGGCGCAGCGGGAGAGGAUCCUCGCCGCGCUCGCCUCGCACCCGCUGCCGUUCGUGCUCAAGAACCAGCAGAGCUUCGGCGGCGCGGGCACGUACGUGGUCGUCACAGAAGAGGAGCGCGGCAGGCUGGUCGCCGACCUCCGCGGGGGCCUCCUGCGGAGGCUGCUCUCCUCGGUGACGGAGGCCAACGCGCACCUCCGGCCGGCGGCCCUGGUGCUCUCGGACCUCGUGGAGGACCCCGUCGGAGACUACGGCCUGACCUUCUUCGUCACGGACGACGGCGGCGACCCCAUCUUCCUCGCGGCCUCGGAGCAGUUGACGGACGACGCCAAGGCCUGGAUCGGGAGCACCAUCAACUACGGGCGCCAGGAUGAGCUGAAGAGGAAGUUCGGCCCGCUGGUCAAGAAGAUCGCCGCCUGGUUGCGAAGCCACAACUACGUGGGGCCUGCGGGGGCCGACGUCCUCGAGACCGCGCCCUUGGAAGACGCGAAGCCGGAGACAAACGGCCAGACGACCAACGGACAGAAGACGAACGGUCAACGGACGAACGGCCACGCCGACCCCGGAGAAGACUUCUCCCAUUUCCACGUAGUCGACCUCAACAUCAGGACCUCGGGCUCCCUCUGCCUGCCCCUCCUCCGCCGCCACUUCACCAGCCGCGGGCUGAUGAGCGGGUCCUCCUUCUCCAUCAGCUGCAGCCAGGGCCGCGACGACUUCAUCGCCUCGUUUCGCGACGACUUUGCCGCCGGCCGCAUGUGUAUCAUCAGCUGGUACGAAGACCCCGACACGGGCGUCAGCCUCGCCGACGUGGCGGUCGGGGCUGAGGACGAACGCGGGCUGAGGAGGGCGAUGCAGCGGUCCAGUCCACAGGAGCCUCCCUACGUCGAUUCGGAUCGCACCGGAGUUCAACUUGUAUGCCGUAGUUCCAACAUGGUUCACACCUCGUCAGCCGAGGAUACCACAUCACCACUCACUUGUCAGUCAACAUGCCAGGGACACGGGUUCCAGAACGCCGAUUCAUCAUGUCAAAGGCCGCCGCCAGUAGGCAUGUAUGGCACACGGGCAUAUUCAUGGCAUAUGAUUCACUGGGCCAAAAAAAUACAUAGCUCCGAAAAGCCUGACCGUACCCUAGAACCAAACCUCGGCAGGCUUCGCAAAGGUAGAAACCCUCCUCGCCGUGCCGCUUGA
Molecule: messenger RNA, 2079 nt
Organism: Colletotrichum navitas
Lineage: Eukaryota; Fungi; Ascomycota; Sordariomycetes; Glomerellales; Glomerellaceae
Exons: 3
Coding region: 1-2079 (692 amino acids)
Source: RefSeq, a predicted model, not a curated record